AUGACGGGCAAACCGCCCGUGGAUCUCGGCUCCUCAUUUACAGCCUUCCUGCGGAAAACUUCCAAGCUGGCAUGCAGCAUCGACGGAUGCAAUGAGCAGUUUGCGAACGUUGACGAGCGGGUUAGGCAGCAUGUACUGGACCGGCACGCAGACCUCGUGGGAGGUAAAGGGCUAAAGACAGCGAUCGAGGCUUGUCGUGGAAGGGACAUUGGUGACCAGCGGCGAGGUGCCCAAUCAGGGCCGAUGGACAACUCGGCACAGAAUAACACCCCGUCUGCUCAGGAUGCCACCGUGAACCGGGAUAGUCCUGUGGAAGACCAAUCCUCUAAAGCUGCCAUAGCAUCAGGAUCUCCAACUCGGCCUAGAUCUACAAGUCCUCCUCGCCGGUCCAGGGCGCGCACAGGACCGACACCUGAUCCCGCCUUCAGCCGGAGAGUACCACAAACACAGGGUAAGAAACUAUGGACUCCAGGUGACGAGCCGGCUCAAACCACAACUUCAACGCGCCCAAAGGUGUCAGGGAAGCCUAGGAAAGGCGAUGGCUAUGCCCAGGCACGUAAUCAUCCUCCGUCGAUCGAGGAUGUCUCGGUCGACGAAGAGCCCCCUACGGCUCUCAUUAAGCAGCCAGAAACCCGGCCCAUCAGCCAGGAACAAUUGGUAGCCGAGGUCAAAGGGAUCUAUGCUGGCCUGGUCAUGGUCGAAUCGAAAUGUAUUGAAGUGGAUAACGCGCAAAGCUCACAGAAUGAUGCAAAGUUGAAUAAUGAGCAGUGGCAAGCAUUAAUUGCCCUACACCGGACCCUCCUCCACGAGCAUCACGAUUUCUUCUUGGCUUCGCAACACCCGUCCGCCAGCCCAGCCCUUCGACGUCUUGCCUCAAAGUAUGCAAUGCCGGCAAGGAUGUGGCGGCACGGUAUUCACUCCUUUUUAGAACUUUUAAGGCACCGCUUGCCAAUGUCUCUUGAACACAUGUUGACGUUCAUCUAUUUGGCCUACUCUAUGAUGGCCCUCCUGUACGAGACCGUGCCGGCAUUUGAGGACACCUGGAUUGAGUGCCUCGGGGAUUUGGGCAGGUAUAGGAUGGCUAUCGAGGAUGAUGAUAUUCGUGAUAGGGAAGUAUGGACAUCUGUCUCGCGCCAUUGGUAUUCGAAAGCGUCAGACAAGGCCCCCACCACUGGCCGCCUGUACCAUCACCUGGCCAUCCUCGCUCGACCCAACGCGUUGCAGCAGUUAUUCUAUUACACAAAGUCGUUGUGUGUGCCAAUCCCCUUUACAUCGGCUCGCGAAUCAAUCAUGACUCUGUUCGACCCUAUUCUGAGUGUGAGCAAUACACAGCACUCACGUUUAAUGGCAAUCGACGCCUCGUUCGUCAAGGCCCAUGGCAUUCUAUUUAGUGGAAAAUGCGCAGACGAUUUCCUGCCUGCAGUGGAGGAGUUUUUGCACAAUCUAAAUACCCACAUCGGAAGAACCACUCGACGGUGGAUGGAAUCUGGAUACUACAUUGGGAUCUCGAACUGCUGUGCUCUGCUGGCCUACGGCAAGGAGGACAACGUGAUAUUCAAGAUUAUCCGGCCGCAACGUACAGAUGAAGCAACAGACACGAAUAUGGGAGAACUGGACCAGACACCAGGAAAGCUUUUUGAGCAAGCCCUUCACCUAGCUCAAGGGACAUAUGAGGUCGCUUUUCGCAGAUUCGCAGAUCCCAAUGUUCUGCCGUUUUUGCACUCCAUCCUGGUCUUUGUGCGUCACUUGACCUUCUUUCCCGGCGCCAUGGCUUUUAUCGACAAAACCUUCCCCUGGAAGCUUGUCUCCAUGCUACUCAACUCUUUGCUUCUGUCAUAUCGAGAUUACGACCGAAUUCACAACGACAACUUCCCAAGGCCUGUGAAGGAACUCCCAAGGCCACUUCCUGAGGACUUUGCUAUGAAAGGGCUACUGUGGGUGGACAAAUACUUCCCUGUUGAUUGGUUCUCCAAUGACAAGAUUGACGAUGACGAGAAAUAUUUCGAGGUGGCAUCAAUGACUGACGAGAGGAAAGAACGGAUAUUAUGGCUUGGGUGCCGCAUUGCCAAGCUGGGGAAGUGGCUGACAUACGACGAGUCAAUUCAUCAGUUUGGGGUUGUCAACGAAUUCGAAAGAGAGGUCGAGCCUUUGUCAAAGGACGCGGAAGAUGUAGAGAUGUUGAACGUUUCAGAGGCUUGA
Neoarthrinium moseri is the source of this 2199-nucleotide messenger RNA. RefSeq lists its product as uncharacterized. NCBI's taxonomy places the organism in Eukaryota, Fungi, Ascomycota, Sordariomycetes, Amphisphaeriales, Apiosporaceae. The coding region runs from base 1 to 2199 and encodes 732 amino acids. The transcript is spliced from 3 exons. Gene Ontology annotation, cellular component: telomerase holoenzyme complex. The record is from RefSeq and is a predicted model, not a curated record. Gene Ontology annotation, biological process: nuclear-transcribed mRNA catabolic process, nonsense-mediated decay. Gene Ontology annotation, molecular function: protein binding; telomerase RNA binding; telomeric repeat DNA binding.